Messenger RNA from Biomphalaria glabrata, 4314 nucleotides. RefSeq names its product immunoglobulin domain and leucine-rich repeat-containing protein 2-like. Gene Ontology annotation, molecular function: protein binding. The coding region runs from base 536 to 3541 and encodes 1001 amino acids. The transcript has 2 exons. The record is from RefSeq and is a predicted model, not a curated record. Lineage: Eukaryota; Metazoa; Mollusca; Gastropoda; Planorbidae.
ACGAGACAACACAAUAAGUAACUUCACUGGUGUAGGACGAAAUGUGAGACAAAUAAUACAUGUUGGCUUUAGUUGGGUGGUGGAUAGCAUCACGGUGGCGGGGGGAGGAGAAGACAGGCAAGGCUGGCUACUUGGUGGAGAGAAAAACAAGCCAAGACAAAGACCGCCAUAAACUAAAAUUUAAAAAGAAAAAAAUCUGUAAGGGAAAAAAAUUAGCACACAAAGACGAAGGUGGCCCAGAAUCCGCGCUGCGAGAAUGGAGGGCAGAUGAGUCGAAUUGUGUGUAACACAGACCGAGACGGGCUGGCGUGUUCCAUCUCUUCUGUGCAUCGAGCUGAUGAACAACACGGCUGUGUACUUGGACGGUUACAACAUUUUGUUGUGGUUUAGUUUUGUGCUAUUAGGCCUGUGCUGCUAGGAAAGGAUCAAAGUGCUAAAGCAGGAUGCUAAGCAUGUCUGACAGUGUACCAGGCCAAAUCUGAUGAAAACAGAAACUUGUAAAGCACUAUCAAGAGAGAGGUUUGACAAGUGAGAGAUGGGAGAAACCAGUAGUGCUUGGUCAUCUAAAAGAGCAGCUUUUUUUCUGAACAUCUUCACUACUGAGCCAAUUCAACUUUUCACACAGAAAUGUCCACCUAGCACAUCUCUGCGGUCAGUAAAAAGAUGGGUCAAGCUCAUUUUCAAGCAAAUUUCCAUUUCAGCUCUUAGUUCACUGGAACUGUGGCCUGUCUCUUUGACAAAGAUACUCGUUGUAUUGUUGGUCUUCUGUAUAUGUCAGACUUCCGCAGCAUCCAAUAAGUUGCAAUGUCCAGAUCUGUGCACUUGCUUCAGUGCAGAUUCCAUUUCACCAAGCUCUGGUGCCUUAAUGUCAGUUGAUUGCUCAGGCCUAGGUUUUUCUCAAGUGGUCUUUAAGUACAUGUUGACUUCCAAUAGUUCUAUUGGCAUUACAGAUGACAAUAUUACUUUAAACUUAGAUGACCAGCUUAAAAUAAAUAAAACUGAUCAAGCAAACAAUACAUUAAUUAUCCAGGGUCAACCUUUUGAUUCCUUUAACUCAAAUCAUAAUCAACUAGACACUACAAGCUUUCCGUCAAAUGAGGUGCAAGUGUUUGAUAUGUCCAAUAAUAAACUUCAGUGUUUGACAGCAGAAAUGUUCCCACAGCUUGGCAGCUUGGAUUAUCUCAACGCAAGCCACAACAGCAUUUAUCAUAUUGAGAAUACAACCUUCACUGGCAUGGUCAGUUUAAAGCUGCUUGAUCUCAGUCACAAUAACAUUAAUACAUCUGUCUGGGACAGCUUACACAUUCUCAGUAGAUUAAGCCAAUUGCUUUUAAAUAACAAUCACAUGCAGUUCCAGGCCAAUUCCACUUUAGUGUUAUCUUUCAAUCAUUUGACCACUCUGGAUAUAUCUAACAACCCUUUGAUGGAGCUACCUUUGGACUUCUUUCAACAUUUGCCUUUCAUGCACUCUUUAAAUUUGGCCAACUGUUCCCUACAAGAAUUGAGUGCCCAUUUGUUUAAGAAUAUGAAACACUUGGAGAAACUUAAUCUCAAUUCAAAUAGCAUUAGAAUCCUGUCCCAACCACUAUUUCAGGAAACAUCAUUGAAGUGGUUAUCUAUUUCUUCAAUGCCUAACCUGACCACUCUGUCUCAUGUAACUUUCCAUGGAUUAUCCCAAUUGGAAUACCUUAAUUUAAGUAACAAUCCUAACUUUCACUGGAUUCAACCAGAUCUUUUUACACCUCUUAAAGAAUUAAAAAUAUUGGAUCUAUCUCAUUCAGGUAUCAAAUAUUUAUCUGAAAUAACUUUUGUGAACAAUGUAAAUCUCAUGAAGGUCUUUCUCAACAACAACCCAUUUCACUGUUCUUGUGUCAAUGCUUGGCUGGCAAAGGAAGUACAUGAAGACCAUUCUAAAUUUGUGAACAUUUCUUUAUUAGAAUGUAUUAAUUUUGAGGAUAAAACUAAAUCCUCUGUCGCUAAAGCAGACUUUCAAUGCUAUGAAGUAAAGGUUCACAAUAUGACUUCUAGAGUGUCUGUUCCACUUGGAUCCAGGAUGUUACUUGAAUGCAAGUAUGACUCAGAUGAAGCAGCUGUUAUAAAAUGGACAACUCCAUCAGGGGCUGUCUAUUACCAUCAUCAUUUUUACACUAAUGCCAGCCAGCAUAUGCUGUCCCCACAGGAUGUGCAGCCAGAGUCUGAGUUCCACAUUGGCCACUACUGGCAUGACAGUAGCUCUUAUCAUUCUGAGUUAUCCUCCAAGAGCAACAGGGUCAUGAUAUUAUCUGAUGGCUCCUUGUACAUUGACUACAUGAUGAGGUCUGACCCUGGGCCCUACACAUGCCAAGUCAGCAACCAAUUCUACAACCAAACAACAUCCAUCAAAAUUUAUAUAGCUUGCAAGCUUUCAGGUGAGGUCAAAAUCUUUGCUAUAGUAGUUGGUCUACUCUGUGCACUGGCAUUUUUCACUCUUAAUGUCAUUUAUGUAAUAAUAUCAUGGACAGCUAGGCGCCUUGUCAACAAACGAAGAAGAGAAAUUAUAAGACAGAUGCUGGAGAAUCUAAACGCUUAUAAAACAACCCAAAUAACUCGAAUUCAUGAAAACUAUACACAUCAGCUAACCCGCGUGAGGAACCAGUAUCAUAUUCAGCGAGAUAAGCUUCAUCGCAAUUAUACUUCACAAGUUGCUAGGGUGAAGCGAGGGUGCUCUAACCAAGUAGAAAAAGUCAGGGACAAUUACAACUCAAAACUGCAUCAUCUCAGAGAGUAUUCCACCAACCAAAUAAUACAGAUUAGAGAACGUGCUAAUAAUCAGAUAGUACGAAUUCGAGACUAUGGCUCAUCUCAAUUAGAUAAACUUAGGGAGACCUACAAACUACAACAGCAGCAUGUUCUAAAGCUUUUGGAUACAAUGAACUUAGACAACUGCCGUCAUGUGGUAGAAACAGAAUGUAUGCGCGCAGAGAGUAUGAUGUAUGAUAUAGACCUAUUGGGAGAAGAAGACCGUACAGAUUCUCCUCUCUCAGAGUAUACAACAGCAGCCAGUAGUCCUGCCACAAGCCUGGAAGAGAAAAGUGAUGUUGGCUUGAGCAGCACCAUGGAAGUAGAUCUUGGAAACAACAGAGACUAUAGCACUAGUUCCAGUGACCAGGACAUUAUCAUUGAGAUGCAGACUAGAGUGGACCUGGAGCCUACUUUGAGUCUGAACAUUGCAGACAGGUGGCAAUAUGACCCUGAACUUGAAGAAAGACAUGAGUAUAGCAUGAAAGUCCUGAGUCAGUCAGAAUCUGGCAAUGAAAGAUGUCUGCUAGAACUUGAGAGUGAGACAAGUGUUCUCCCUGAACAAGACAUUGAGGGCAUGCUGAAGGCAGUCAAACAGAAACAUGAUGACAAUGAAAGUCAAUGGGAAGGAUCCUAUGUCACUCCUGAUUCAUCUCCAGUGAAAUACUGUCCAAUUAGUCAAACUUUCAACUAUAAACUAAAACAUCUAGCAGGGAAAGAAAGUCAAGAAAAAAUUCAUGACAAUUCAGAGACUGAUAUUUGAUGGUGAUUUUGAGAUUAUGUUAAAUUGAUUUUGAGAUUAUGUUAAUUUUUCUCAUGAAACUAUGUGCACAAAUAACUUCACACUUAGAAGAUUUUAGAGUUAUUUUUCAAAGUAAGUUUUUCAUGAAUAGUAUAUAGACAGAAUAUGUUCAACAUCUUUUCUUUAUUUAAAACUCACACACACUAAUCCAAUGUUCUUUCAUCUUGACACUUUCCCCUAAUCAUUGUAUAAAUUAUUUGCAUUCAUGGCCUGCACUUCCAGACUUUCUAUUUCCAUGCAGAUAUUCAUCUGCUCAAUUUAUUUAUGUAAAUCAUGCAAGUUAACUAUUCCAGACAUUUACUAGUGUGAAAGAGAUUAUAUAUUCUGUAUCCUACCACCCCUUUAUGUGCAAUAUUUUAACCAAGAUGUUACUAGGAUUACCAUACAUCUUUCAUGUUCUUAGGUUACAUAAAAAGAUGUAAUAAAAUAUAAUGGCAGACUGUCUUAUUAAGCACUUGAGAAUUUAAUAAGCCAAUGAAAAAGAAAAAAAAAUCAGUUUUGGUUUGUGUAAAGAAUAUUAAGUGCUGCAUUUUACUUAUUGCUAUGUCUCAGGAUGUAUGAAAAUGUAUUCAAGAAACAAUGAUAUUACAAGUAAACUGGAUGCCAGACAAAUUGUGACAACAGAGUAAAGAUUGUUUGUUUCACAAGUUAUUGUUCAUUUCAGGGACAGGUUACUUUUUCUUUUCUUUUAAUGUAUGAACCAAAUAGAAUGAAUAAAUUAUUUAUUAAACCAU